Molecule: messenger RNA, 284 nt
Organism: Nematolebias whitei (Rio pearlfish)
Lineage: Eukaryota; Metazoa; Chordata; Actinopteri; Cyprinodontiformes; Rivulidae
Product: guanine nucleotide-binding protein G(I)/G(S)/G(O) subunit gamma-5-like
Exons: 3
Coding region: 1-207 (68 amino acids)
Biological process (GO): G protein-coupled receptor signaling pathway
Cellular component (GO): heterotrimeric G-protein complex
Molecular function (GO): G-protein beta-subunit binding
Source: RefSeq, a predicted model, not a curated record
AUGUCGACCUGCAGCAGUUUGAUCAUGGCUCAGAAGACAGUGAAGCAGCUGCGCCUGGAGGCCAGCGUCCGCCGGAUCAAGGUUUCUCAGGCUGCAGCUGAACUGAAGACGUUUUGUUUGCAGAAUGCUCACAAAGAUCCACUCCUGACGGGGGUUCCCUCCAGCGAUAACCCAUUCCGGCCUCCCAAGUCAUGCGUUCUUCUCUGAGGGAAUAUGGAAGAUGGAUCCAUCGUCUCUGAGCAGAAAUUAUUCACAGAACACCCAUUACAAGAAGGAGCAGAUGA